GUUACGACUUUAAUGAAUAUGAAGAAUUUAACCUUUUGGACGAUGAUCUUGAACUGAGACAUUUAGAAAUGAACUCUAUACCCAAUGAUGCCUAUUAUUUUAAUAUCCACAAGAAAUUUCCUAAUUCACAACUUGAAGAUUUUUGGAAUGAAGAUUUAAGUCUUGAAACUGUUAAUAAUGAUGAAUAUAACAUGGACUGUAGUUUACCUAUUUCUCAUUGCAUAAGCAAUGCGAUAUCUGAGAUAAAUAGGAACCAAGAAUUUAAUUCAAGUUCAAGGCUUGAACUUCCUUUAGAAAGAAUUUAUGAGACGUGUCAAAUAAUUAUUGAACGGAUUCAAAAGUUACCUGAAAUUCCAUGGUUUCCAAAUGAUUCUAGAUCUGAGAUUAUUUUGGAUAAUGAUUUGUUGAAUAUUGAAUUUUUAUUAGAGUUACGUCGACAUCAUGAUGCACACUCAGAAAAAAACCUUGUACGAAUUAAAUUUUCUUCUAAAGACGAUAAUAAAAGGAAUGUUUUAAGUAGGCUUAAUAUUAAUAAGGCGAGCAGUUUAGUGUCACAUCUGACAAAAAAUGAUUUUAUCUUAACUAAAUCACGAGAAAAUAGAUGGAAAUCUGGUGAAAAAACUAGCAAUAAUCUAAUUGAGAAAAAUCCUAAAUUUGAUAACACGCCUUGUGUUGCUCAAAUUAUUGCUAUGUAUGAACGAAAUAAUUCAUUUCAUUCAUAUAUUGAUACUCCUGUUUCAGAUUUUGAAUCUCUUUCUUAUGUAUCUUUGAAAAUUUUCUUUCACAUUAAUGGUGCAAUUUUUUCAACAAUCCGUGAUCAUCAAUUUUAUAUUUUUUCUCACGUUGAACCUUCGCAUAUUGUUUAUCAUUUGGCUUCAAGUGAUAUUAGUAUUAAUGAGGAGGUAUUAGUUCUUAAAGGACAGGCAAAAGGGUUCUUUAAUGCAUUUAAGAAAUAA
Messenger RNA from Scutellospora calospora, 956 nucleotides. Lineage: Eukaryota; Fungi; Glomeromycota; Glomeromycetes; Diversisporales; Gigasporaceae. The record is from the annotation of a GenBank genome assembly.